AUGGGUUUCUGGAGUAGCCUCGUCGACGGUGUCAGUUCUGCUGGCCAAUGGGUGCUGAACCACUCAGGCGACAUCAGUUCAGUCGUCGGCACCGUCACCAAGGUAGCUGGAAUCGCUGCCCUUGAAGAAUUCAAAGAACCGGGCGCUACGGCCAAAGGUCCGGAGGCUGCGCAGAACGACGGAAAGCGCUCCGAUGACCCCCCUCUCUGA
Molecule: messenger RNA, 210 nt
Organism: Colletotrichum spaethianum
Lineage: Eukaryota; Fungi; Ascomycota; Sordariomycetes; Glomerellales; Glomerellaceae
Exons: 1
Coding region: 1-210 (69 amino acids)
Source: RefSeq, a predicted model, not a curated record